AUGGCGCCUCGCUGGUUUGAGAAAGUCGAAUCCAAGGCCAAAAAGCUGUUGUCUCCUUCGACUCCUUCACCAUCACCUUCGCCGACACCGUCUCAGCCUGCAUCUGAACCAGAAGCUCGACCAACAUCUCAGCCAACGCCUUCUCCACCCACCUCGACAGAUUCCGAAACCUCACCGCUGCCGAAUCUACAGGAGCGACUUUGGAACCAGGCCUACGACGAGCUCAAAGCGAGCGAGCCCAAACUGGUCGAAGCGUAUGAGAAGAUCCUAUCCGUUGGACUUCACCGAAAGGACCCGAGCUCUGUUACUUGCGAAUCAACGGAAAACGAGAUAGAGGGGGCUCGUGAGACAAGAUGCCGCCAAAUGCAGCAGUUAGUCCGGGAUGGACUAGACCGGACGCAGAAAGCAGCGUCCAUCAAGCGAGGAAUCGACGAAGGCUUGCAGGCAGUGCAAGCGGUGAGAGGGAUAGUGGACAAGGCGAUACAGGCCGCACCGGAAGCCGCCAUCGCCUGGGUUGGCGUCUGUCUUGGACUAGAGAUCCUUUCGAACCCCGUCACCGAGGCACGCUACAAUCGAAAUGGCAUCGCCUACGUCCUGUCGAGAAUGGAGUGGUACUGGAACCUCGUGUCCCUACUUCUCGACGAGAAUAAGGCAGAGCAGUCCUCUGCGGGACUGCGAGUCCAACUAGAGAAGCACGUCGUGCUGCUAUACGAGAAACUUCUCUCGUAUCAGGUGAAGAGCGUCUGCCUUUACCACCGUAACUGGGCUGCCGUGGUCUUGAGGGACGUGUUCCGACUAGAUGACUGGGCUGGCCAGCUCGACGAGAUCCAAAAAGCCGAGGCUUCUGUUCGAACAGACUCGGAUCAAUACAACAUUGAACAGAGCCAGAUCUAUCUCCGAAAACUCAACGACGCCGCAAGCGCUCUAGAGAUAAAUCUUCAAGACAUCCAUUCGGCCAUCAAGGAUCAAACACGACAGCAAGAGAAGAGAUACCAAGACGCCAAGUAUGAGAAAUGUAUGCAGGAUCUGCACGUGACUUAUCCACGCGAGGAUAAGAAGCGAAUCCAAGACACGAAGGGUGGCUUACUCAGGGACUCGUAUCGCUGGAUUCUUGACCACGCCAAAUUCCAGCAAUUUCGCGACGAUCCGCAGAGUCGGCUGCUCUGGAUCAAGGGUGACCCUGGCAAAGGCAAGACCAUGCUCCUGUGCGGCAUCAUCGACGAACUAGAGAAGGGAUCAAACAAUCUUGUUUCCUAUUUCUUCUGCCAGGCCACUGAGACUCAACUAAGCAAUGCGUCGUCUGUGCUGCGUGGCCUCAUCUACCUCCUUAUCAUCCAGCAACCGUCGCUCAUCUCGUACCUUCGGUCCAAGCACGAUGUUACAGGCGAGAAACUCUUCCAAGGCAUUAAUGUCUGGGUGUCUCUGGUCGAGAUACUCACAGACAUGCUGAAGGACCCGACUUUGAAAGAUGUAGUCUUGGUCGUCGACGCCCUUGACGAGUGCAUUACCGAUCGACCCCAGCUUCUUGAUUUCAUCAUCCAAUCGUCGUCCACUCCUUCAUCCCGCGUCAAGUGGAUCAUAUCCAGUCGCAACUGGCCAGACAUUGAGGAUAAACUUGACAGUACGAAGCAGAAAGUCAGGUUGCCCCUCGAGUUGAACAAGGACUCAAUCUCAAAGGCUGUUGAUAUGUAUAUUGGAUACAAGGUGGAUCGAUUGGCAUGCCAUAAGAAAUACGACAAGGAAACAAGGGACGCUGUCGAGAAUUACUUAACCUCUAAUGCCGACGGCACGUUUCUCUGGGUCGCCUUGGUCUGUCAAGAGCUCGCAGAUCCCAAGGUCCGAAAACGGCAUACGCUCAACACGUUAAAGUCAUUCCCUCCGGGGCUUGAUUCGCUCUAUGACCGAAUGAUAGGGCAUAUCGGUGAUUCGAAGGAUGCGGACCUUUGCAAGGAAGUCCUGGCCAUCGCUUCGGUCGUAUACCGACCUAUAACCUUGGAUGAGUUGAAGGUUCUUAUUGAGUCGCUCGAGGACCUCGACCAGGACGACUUGGAAGAAAUCAUCAGAUCCUGCGGUUCUUUCCUGACUCUUCGAGAAGGUGUCAUCUACUUUGUGCAUCAAUCAGCCAAGGACUUCCUGCUUAACAAGGCAUCUGACCAAAUCCUACCAUCUGGCGCCGCGCACCAGCACCAUGCUAUCUUCUCGAGGUCGUUGGAGGCUCUCUCAGAGACUCUCGAACGUGACGUUUACGAACUGGGCGUCCCAGGGUUUCCCAUCGAUGAGGUCUCGCUGCCCGACCCUAACCCAUUGGCUUCGAUCCGAUACUCUUGCGUCUACUGGGUUGACCAUCUCGACAACUCGAAUCCCACAGAGAGGAUAAGUGACAACAGGGAUCUACAGGACGGUGGCGUCGUCCAUGAAUUCGUCCAAAAGAAGUAUCUAUGUUGGCUAGAAUCUCUCAGUCUCUUACGCCGUAUGUCGGAGGGAGUCAACGCAGUACACAAGCUCGAGGCUUUAGUGAGAAACAUGGGAGCGCAGCAACUGACAAAACUGCUUCAAGACGCGCGCCGUUUCAUUCUUUCCCAUAAAAGGCCGAUCGAGAUUGCUCCAUUGCAGGCCUAUGCGUCAGCACUCGUGUUCAGUCCAGAACACAGCCUCAUUAGAGAGGUCUUCAAGAAGGAGGAGCCGAAUUGGAUGAUAUCGAAACCGAGAAUGGAAGCGGAUUGGAACGCGUGCCUGCAGACGCUUGAGGGCCAUGGCGGUUCGGUGAACUCGGUGGUGUUCUCACCAGAUGGCCAACGUCUUGCAUCAGGCUCGGUCGAUAACACAGUCAAGAUCUGGGAUGCAGCAACGGGCGCGUGCCUGCAGACGCUUAAGGGCCAUGGCAGUUUGGUGAAGUCGGUGGUGUUCUCGGCGGAUGGCCAGCGUCUUGCAUCAGGCUCGGUCGAUAACACAGUCAAGAUCUGGGAUGCAACAACGGGCGCGUGCCUGCAGACGCUCGAGGGCCAUAGCGGUUCGGUGAACUCGGUGGUGUUCUCGGCGGAUGGCCAACGCCUUGCAUCAGGCUCGUACGAUAACACAGUCAAGAUCUGGGAUGCAACAACGGGUGCGUGCCUGCAGACGCUCGAGGGCCAUGGCAGUUGGGUGACAUCGGUGGUGUUCUCAGCAGAUGGCCAACGUCUUGCAUCAGGCUCGUACGAUAACACAGUCAAGAUCUGGGAUACAGCAACGGGCGCGUGCCUGCAGACGCUUAACGUUGGAGCAGAGCUAUCCCGCCUUUCAUUCGAUCCAACGACCAACUCUCGCCUCUGUACCGACAUUGGACUUCUGAACUUGGAUUCACCGAAUCUAACGCCUGCCGUUAACGUCCAGCCGACUGAGGAGGCUAUUUUACAACGUGCUAACCACUCUGGUUAUGGUAUAAGCACCGACAGGGUAUGGGUCGUGAAGGAUGGAAAGAACAUGCUUUGGCUAGCUCCGGAGUAUCGCCCCGUGAAAUCGGCUGUGGUGGGAUCAACGGUCGCUAUCGGCUGCAGCUCAGGCCGUGUACUGGUGGUGAAGUUCUCUUAGAGCGGAGGCAGGCAUACUUACCUCUUUGGUUACAAGCAUACAUGGGCAACCUGUAUAACAUGUUAAGAAAUCCGUCAACAUGUUAAACAGAACAAGAUAAGAAAAAAUACAGAUUACAGGAUAACAGGAUAAGAUAACCGGAUAACAGGAUAAGGAACACGAUAGUAAGCCAAUGAGGCGAUGAAACCAAACAAUUAAUUUGUCGGCUCUAUUCUAUAUCAAUCAAUAUCCUCUCUGUCUUCUAAAUCGUCAUCAGAAUUAGUAAGAUUGUUUUUUAAUGCGGAAAACAUCAUCGGUAACCCAAAUCCAC
This is a messenger RNA of Fusarium oxysporum Fo47, 3877 nucleotides long. RefSeq lists its product as uncharacterized. Lineage: Eukaryota; Fungi; Ascomycota; Sordariomycetes; Hypocreales; Nectriaceae. Gene Ontology annotation, molecular function: protein binding. The record is from RefSeq and is a predicted model, not a curated record. Bases 1 to 3567 code for a protein of 1188 amino acids. The transcript has 3 exons.